Schistosoma haematobium is the source of this 327-nucleotide messenger RNA. RefSeq lists its product as uncharacterized. The transcript has a single exon. The coding region runs from base 1 to 327 and encodes 108 amino acids. Lineage: Eukaryota; Metazoa; Platyhelminthes; Trematoda; Strigeidida; Schistosomatidae. The record is from RefSeq and is a predicted model, not a curated record.
AUGAAGGAUAACAUUUGUUCAUCUCACUGUCGUUGUAUAUGCCAAUCCGAUACUGACGUCAACAGUAAGAAUGGUACAGUUACUAACGGUAAAACGCUGCUAGCUACAAACCACACGUUUGUUAAAUUGAAACCAAAUACUAUAACAGAUAUCUACAUAAAUUGUAUGUUAUUAACAUGUAUUUUAAUAACUAUCUUUGUAUUUUCUCGACCAUUUACAGAACAUUUUAUAAUACGUUUAGUAUUCGGUGAAUCUUUAAAUUAUUGUAAUUAUACAUACAUACCUUCAAAAUAUAACUAUCGUCGACCAUAUAAAAUUUACAAUUAA